This is a messenger RNA of Capsicum annuum, 914 nucleotides long. RefSeq names its product desiccation protectant protein Lea14 homolog. Gene Ontology annotation, cellular component: cytosol. Lineage: Eukaryota; Viridiplantae; Streptophyta; Magnoliopsida; Solanales; Solanaceae. The transcript has 2 exons. The record is from RefSeq and is a predicted model, not a curated record. Bases 248 to 775 code for a protein of 175 amino acids. Gene Ontology annotation, biological process: response to desiccation.
AUUACUCAUUUCUUAAAAUCUGUUCCUCGUUAAAAGGCACACAUGGGACGGAGGGAUUAGUAUUAUAUAAGUAUCAUUUACUUUACUAAAGUACAGACCUUAAAUAGGAAGCAUUAUUUAUUAUGACUUGAGCAGAUGGUAGCGUGUUAAUUCUGACCUUUACGCGGAAUCGCAUCUGAUAAAUAGAAGAAGAAGAGAUAUUCGUUGAGCACAAUUCACUUUCAUUCACUCCAAUUGUCGAAGAAGAAUGGAUCUGAUUGACAAGGCGAAGAAUUUUGUAUCAGAGAAGGUUGCAAACAUGGAGAAACCAGAGGCAACCAUCACUGACGUUGAUCUGAAGAGGAUCGGUUUCGAUGGAGUCUCUUUUCACGCUAAAGUCUCCGUUAAGAAUCCUUACUCUGUUCCUAUUCCAAUCAUGGAAAUCGAUUACGUCCUCAAAAGCGCCUCCAGGGUAAUAGCAUCAGGAAGAAUUCCAGACCCAGGGAACCUCAAGGCAAAUGACUCGACCAUGUUAGAUGUGCCAGUAAAGGUUCCUCACAGUGUGCUAAUUAGUUUGGCUAGGGACAUUGGUGGAGAUUGGGACGUCGACUAUACACUGGAAUUGGGUCUCAUCAUUGAUCUUCCAGUCAUUGGCAACAUCACCAUUCCCCUCUCUUAUAGCGGUGAGUAUAAGCUUCCUACUUUGUCCGACUUAUGGAAGGGAGGGAAAGAAGAGGAGAAAAAGAAAGAAGAAGAGGAAGAGAAAGAAGAUCCAUCAAAGGUUGUAGAGAUAUGAAAUGCCAUAACUAUCUAAUAAUAUGGCUUCUAUGUGCCUAAUUUCUCUUCUAUUGUUUUAAUAACAUAAAGUUUGUUGUACCUUGUAGCAUUUGAACGCUACCAAAAUUGACAACUUUAUGCAACUCUAUCUUACAUGA